This is a messenger RNA of Drosophila takahashii, 3096 nucleotides long. Its product is annotated as zinc finger protein 761. Lineage: Eukaryota; Metazoa; Arthropoda; Insecta; Diptera; Drosophilidae. The record is from RefSeq and is a predicted model, not a curated record.
UUCAAUCUGCUGACGGACAAAGAUUAAGAUGUCGGAAAACGCGAAAAACAAUAGCUGCCUGCAUUGCAGCGUAUUCAAUACGAAAUACCAGUACCAGGAGAUAUUCGAUGAGUUCGGCAUCGAGCUGGGACUGCAAUCCCUGCUGGCCAAGCACUUCCAGUUCGAUGUGUCCCCCGACCCGCGGAAACCACAGCUCCUCUGCGAAGUCUGCGUCAACAAUCUCAUCAGGCUGUUCGACAUCGAUGAACUGGAGAGGGAAAGGGAUGCGGCCAAGGACCAGGGUCAGGUCCAGGUCCAGGUCCAGCACGUGGCCCCCAGGCAGGAGGAGGUCCAGGCACCUCCGCCAGCUGCCAAGCCUGUCAGGAAGGCAACGACGCCAAAGCCUCUGGCCAAGGUCCUGCGUCCUGUGCCCAUUGUUCCCACGCGGGAACCAAGUGCCCGCAUAAGGAACGCAAUGGCUGCAGCUCAACAGAUAACACCUAAACCAUCUAGCCCUCCUGCGCUGGCCAAGAGCCCUUCUCCGGAGGUGCCUCAACCCAAAAGUGCGGCCAGGUUGGCUCCAAAUAAGGCAGAUCAGGAGCAGAUCAGCGCCCUGAUACAAAACAUCCUGCAGGAAGACGAGGCUACGGCUGACGACGAGUCCAUUGUUGAAGAAGUGGCCUGUGAAGAUCCCCCGACCCCCGGGGAAACGGAAACUGCUGGACAAAUGGUUCUUCUAAACAACGAGUCCGUUGCAGAACCCAAUUUGGAUGAGGAUGUAUACAUAUACGAACACGAGGAUAUUUUGGAUCCGAAUUUGGAGAAUGUCAAUGCCAAACCAUCCAGAUUGAUAGUGAAAGCAGAGGAAAGUCAAAGUGAAGGAGAAGUCGAAGAAGCCGAGCACAGCAAUAUAGUACUCUUCAACUUUGUUGAUAUCAAAGAAAAGGAUGACAUUGAUGAUAUUCCGGAGUAUUUGACCACCGUGGUAAAGACCAGCUUCGAAAAGCUUACCUUUGAGUGGUGUACCGUAUGCAAGCACUGCUCCCUUAAGUGUCCCACUUUUGAAAGUCUUCUGAGUCACAUUUUAAGGACCCAUAAAACCCGAAAAGAUGUCUAUCAGUGUCCCAUUGAAGGCUGCACCAAGGUGCUGAUAGGACGGCAAUUCCUAGCCAUGCACCUGGUUUUAUUGCACGCACCCGUUGCUGAAAUUCCAAUUUAUGGAAGCUGUCCGGAAUGUAAAAUGACUUUUUCCAACAUUUUGCAAUAUAACAAACACUCUUGUGCUCACGUAAUCAAAAAAAAGCGAGGUAUUCGCACAUUUUGUGAAAUGUGCUCUUUGGAGUUUCCAUCCUGGAAGCGCUUCAAUUUCCACAACCAAUUCCAUCUGGAAAAGCAUAGACCACGCGCUUGCUUCGUUUGCGAUUUUGCCAGCACCAAUAUCGAUGAGCUGUUCCAGCACUUGCAUUACUCCCAUGAGCCAGCGGGCACCCUAUUUUGCGACCUUUGCGACCGCACUUUUCGGGACCCCGCAGUUUUCAUGGAGCAUAACAAGUCGCAUGCUAAUGUGAGCAGCACAACAUACUCUUGCGGGGAAUGCAUGGCGAACUUUGAGUCGCGUGGUCGAUUAAAUGGACAUAUGAGGGCUAUGCAUGGCAGCGUUAUAAGCUGCGAGCUCUGUUCCCGCGAAUUCGCCACCGAAGCCACCUACAACAUUCAUAUGAAGAAGCAUCUGAUCAUCGAGCGGGAUGUUCAUGUGUGCAGCUAUUGUGGCCUGCUUAGUAACAGCAGCGAAACCCUACUUGCCCAUGUGGAUGCCGUGAAUUCGCCUUGCUUUGGUACAAAGAUAAACACGGAACUCCUUCGGAAUGCUUACGUCUGCGAGUACUGCACCUCCUACUUUAAGAAAAAGGUCAAUUUGCAGGCGCAUCGCGACUCGGGUGUUCAUAAGGAUGGACUGUACUGGUGUCAGCCGUGCGGCAAAGACUUUCCGCACAUGAAACUGUACCGCCAUCACCUGCGCAACUACCAACAGCUUCGCUCGGACUCGACGCAUCGCAAGCUUGAGAUUUGUGUGUAUUACAUGUGCGAUCAGGAGAACUGCUCUGAGGCCUAUGUAAACUGGAACUCUUUGUACACGCACAAGCGACGCACUCACGAAUCCUCGAACAAGCAGGCGGAGAAGACCGCCAAGACUACCCCAGAAUGGAUUUGCCAGUUUUGCCUAAAGGAAUGCCGCUCAAAGAUGUCCUUGUCUGUGCACGUGGCAAGGAGCCACAAUAAUGACAACGUGGUUUGCCCUUUGUGCAAUGCUUCAUACAAAAGCCAGGAUGCUCUGGCCAAGCACCAUGCCUAUUGGCACGAACCCAUUGAGUGCCCAGAGUGUUUUAAAAUCGUCAAGAAUCGAAGGAAUUAUGACACUCACGUAAAUGUGGUGCAUUCGAAUAAAAAGCGCUAUUCUUGCGGUGUCUGUCAGAAGGGUUUUUAUCACAAGAGCGAAAUGGAGGCUCAUCAGAAGCUUCAUGGACAGUCUUACAGCUGCGAGCAGUGCAGUUUCACGACCAGGAACAAGAAGUCGCUUUCUGUUCACGUCCUCGGUCAGCACUACAAGCGUUUUGCUUUUGAGUGCAAGGUGUGCAAGAAGAGGUUUGGACGUCGGCAGGGCCUGAAUACUCACAUGCAGCGAUCUCACGGCUCCAAGUACAUGUGCCGUGAUUACUUCGAGGGCGGCUGUGGACGCACCUUCGUAAACAGCUCCCAGUUAAAUAUUCAUGUGCGUAGGAUGCACAAGGGAGUAAUUUUACUCCAAGAAGAUGUUGUCGAAGAGGAGGAAUAUGUCGACGAUAAUCCAACGACAUCCAAAAAGCGCUGCGUUCGUAUCAACGACGACAAUAUUGAGUUUAUAGAAGAAGCCGGAGAUGAUCCAGAUGGUAUUGAUAUGGAAGAGGGAGUCGAGGAGGAGGACGAGUACAUCGACGAGAUACCAGAGGAAGACACCCAGAAUUGAGGCUGACAGAUUUCGUUUUUUGCUACCAAUUACUUGAACACAAAUGAUGUCCGAAAAUGACAUUAAUAUGUAUUCCAUAGUACAUAAUACAUAAUUCUAAUGAUAAUGUAAUA